This is a messenger RNA of Cylindrotheca closterium, 2832 nucleotides long. The record is from the annotation of a GenBank genome assembly. Lineage: Eukaryota; Bacillariophyta; Bacillariophyceae; Bacillariales; Bacillariaceae.
AUGUAUUCGAUAGGACUGUUUGGAGCAUUGAUUUCGGUUCUCUUACAGGGUGUAGAUGGUUUCGGACAGCUAUCGGCUCCGAGAGCGACAAAGCUUGGCACUGUUUCAACUACAGAUCAAGUUACAAGACUACAUUCUCUCAAGUCGUUUGUGGAUGAUAUCGCUCAGAGCAAAAAGCAACGAAUAGUAUUUUGUGGGGGUAAAGGAGGUGUAGGAAAGACUACCAUUAGUUCUUCUCUUGCAGUUCACUUUGCGCUGAUGGAUCUUAAUGUUUUGGUUGUGUCGACAGAUCCAGCUCAUUCGCUUGGAGAUGCACUUGACGAAGAUCUCCGACGAGGGAGAGGCGAGCCCGUUGUAAUGAUGGACCCACUGACUGGAGGGCGUUUAAAGGCAGCGGAAGUUGAUACAGACGAAGCGUUAUCGCAGUUUCAAGAAAGUCUAGCGGCUUUCGAUGUCGGGAAAUUAGCUGAUGCCUUGGGUGUUUCAGAAGAACUUUUGGUGGGUCUCGGGCUGCAGGAGUUCAGUGGGCUACUCAAGGAUCCACCCCCUGGGCUGGAUGAGCUUGUUGCACUUGGAAAUGUAAUGGAUGAGAGAUCCAAUGAAUUUGAUGUUAUUGUUGUAGACACUGCGCCAACUGGUCACACACUCCGUUUAUUGGCAUUGCCUCAAUUUCUCGACGGGCUGCUUGGAAAACUCAUAAAGCUUCGAGUGCAGCUCUCGGGGCUGACUUCAACCUUGAAAUCAUUUCUCGGAGAUUCUGGAGCGAAGGAGCGGGUAGAAACGCUUGACAAAGCCAUGCAGCAACUGGAGAAAUUCAAGAUGAAGAUGUCGAGAAUGGAAGAAAGGCUAAGGGACCAUGAAACAACUAGUUUUCUUGUUGUGACAGUUCCGACGACGCUAGCAGUGAAAGAAUCACAGAGACUGGUGUCACAAUUGAAGUCGCAGGGAAUUCAAGUACCUGCGAUUGUUGUGAACCAAUGUGUUGGGACGGACAAUGACAGUAGCAGCGAAGCAAUAUCGCAAUACUACAACAGGCGCAAAGAUGGACAACAAAGAUGGGUAAGGGAGCUCGAAGGUGCCCUUGAUGAAGUCAGCGGAAGUCGAGAAUUUAGGAGCAAUGGAGAUCCUGCACCAAUUGCCUUGACAACUCUACCAUUUUUUGACGUUGAACUGGUCGGGAUUCCGGCUCUUGGAUAUGUUGGCUCCCAGCAUUUCUCUAGGAACCCAAAUUUUCAGCACCUCAAGGCAAAGAUGGAAGAUCGCUCAGACCCCAAAGUCGUAAUCUGCGGAGGAAAGGGAGGAGUUGGAAAAACUACAAUAAGUUCAUCAUUAGGUGUUUCUCUAGCGACGGAAGGGCUGAAUGUUGCCAUCGUGUCAACUGACCCAGCGCAUAGCCUCGGUGAUGCGAUCGAUGUUGAUGUGAGUGGCGGAGACAUGAUAAAAUGCUCAUUGGCCGGAGUGCCUGGUUUUGUCGGCGAGGGAUCACUUUCAGUCAUGGAAAUCGACCCGGCUUCCGCACUUAGCGAUUUCAAGUCAGUAGUUAACCAAGCACUUGGGAAGGGAGAAUACGCUUCAAGCUUGGAUACACCAGACUUUCGUAAAGCUCUUCAAGGGAUUGAAAAUGUUUUUGACACCUUACCGGCAGGUACAGAUGAGGUUGUUGCGCUAGCAAAAGUGGUUAGUUUGAUAAGAAACGGUGCAUACGAUUGCAUCGUUCUUGACACUGCUCCAACUGGUCAUACUUUGAGGAUGCUGAGGACCCCUAACUUCAUCGGAGACUUGAUCGAUCGGCUAGUCACUAUUUCUAGCAAAAUUAAUGCAAAUCCAGCUGUGAAAAUGCUUCUUGCUGGGACGACUGGGUCGAACGCUGUUGAGCUAGAAAGUGUAGCAACAAAAGCGAAGUCCCAGUUGCUCUCUUUCCAAAUGCAGAUGUACGACCUCGAGGACUUGUUUGCGAAUGCUGAAUCGACCGAGUUUGUUAUUGUUACUGUCGCCACGGAGCUUGCAGUCCGUGAGAGUGCAAGGCUAUUGAAUGAACUCACCUUUGCAGACCCUGAGAUGCAGGUGAAAGUGAGAAACGUCGUCGUGAAUCAAGUCCUGAAAGAUGACGGUAGUGAUACGCGGGCGUUUUUCUCCCACAUGAGAGGGACCCAAUCAAAAGCGAUCGAGGAGCUAGAAUCUUAUUUAUCCUCGAUACCUGGCAAGGCAACAAACGUAUCAAAGAUCCAGCUACUGGAUACAGAACCAAGAGGUGUCUUUGGUUUAAAGGCUGUUGGCGAGGAGCUGUUCAUUCCUUACUGCAUCACAGAUCCUUCCACAUGCGAAGAAAUUGGAGCUUUAAUUUCAGCAUUUGCAGCACCCCCUGAUGUGCUUCUGCUUGAUGGUGAUCUAGGAGCUGGGAAAACGACAUUCUCUCGAGGCUUUAUCAGGAACAAGCUUGGAGUGAAAAAUGAGGCAAUCACUUCUCCAACCUAUCUAUUGUCAAACGCCUAUAGCUACAAAUCAAAAGAAACUGUACAUGAGAUACGCCACAUGGACCUUUAUCGGCUAUCUGGUAGUCACAGCGAUGAGUUCUCUCCCCUCGAUCUUAAUUUUGUGUUCUCAAAGUGUAUAUCGUUGAUUGAAUGGCCUAGUCGAUUGCCGAAAGAGUUGCAACCCCCGUCAAAAUGUCGCCUGAAUAUCAACAUGUCUAUAAUCCCAUCAACUGAAGAACGAGAAAUGGUGCUGUCUGCCCCUUUGGAGUCUACGUGGUGCGAUCGACUGAGAAAUGUGGUCGGGGACGGCUUUGUUGACGACCUGUUGUUACAUUGUACAGAUCGAGGAAACAAAUAA